This is a messenger RNA of Neolamprologus brichardi, 2498 nucleotides long. RefSeq lists its product as uncharacterized. Gene Ontology annotation, biological process: intermediate filament organization. NCBI's taxonomy places the organism in Eukaryota, Metazoa, Chordata, Actinopteri, Cichliformes, Cichlidae. The record is from RefSeq and is a predicted model, not a curated record. Gene Ontology annotation, molecular function: structural constituent of cytoskeleton. Gene Ontology annotation, cellular component: intermediate filament; cytoplasm.
UUCAGGAGCAGUAAAGUGCAGCAAACCACUGACUAUUUCCCUUCACAGAACCAAAGCCACAUAGAAACCGCUGCCAUGAGCUUCAGCCCAGAGAGGAUCUCGUCCUACCGCCGUCACUUUGAGGACAGCAGCAGCUCGUCCUACCAGAUCAGGGUGUCGAGCCCAUCCCCCACCAGGAGAGAGGCCCGUCGUGCCUCCGCCGGCUGCUUCUCCUCUAGAGCCGGGGCCAGCAGCAUGCGUGUGGACUCAGUGGGACGAAGGACCAUGUCUGCAGCACGCAGGUCUCGCAUGGUAGGAGCAGGUGUGAGUGCAGGCACCAUGGUGUGCGUUGGGCCGAGUGGAGAGCCUCCCAUAGACCUGGAUGUGGCUGCAGCUGAAAACCAGGAAUUCCUCAGCACCCGCACAAGCGAAAGACAGGAGAUGAUCGUCCUCAACGACAGACUGGCCGUAUACAUCGACAAGGUGCGAUCGCUCGAGCAGCAGAACAAGCUACUGGAAACUGAGAUUGAGGCCUACCAGAACCGGUUUGAGAAGCCUGUGGGUCUGCGCCUGCUCUAUGAGGAACAGCUGAAAGAGCUGAAGAAGAUUGCUGAACAAAUGAGAGUUCAGAGGGACAUUUCCUUGGCGGCCAAAGACUCUGCAGCUGCUCAACUAAAGGCAAUCAAAAUCAAAUAUGAGGAGGCGGUGGAGCUGAGGAAGAAAGCCGAGUUAGACAUUGAGGCCUUCCGUCCAGAUGUGGACAAAGCGACCUCCUCCCGCAUUGCCUUGGAGAAGAAGCUGGAGCAGUUAGAGGUUGAAAUUGAAUUCCUCAAACGAAUCCAUCAGCAGGAAAUUGAUGAACUCAUGAAACAGAUCUACGCCGCUCACGUCUCAGCCCAGAGUGCGUUCACUCUGCCCGACUUGGCUGCUGCUUUGAAACAAAUUCAAACCCAGUAUGACGAUAUUGCAGCCAAAAAUCUCCAGGAAAUGGAUUCGUGGUAUAAAAACAAAUUUGAAGAUCUAACCAAGAAGACGUCGAGCCAUGUUGAUAAAGUUCGAAGCGUUAGAGAAGAAAUAGCCGGUGCCAAAAAAGAUAUCCAAAGUAAAGAACGAGAUUUGGAUGCCAUGCGGACCAGAAACGAGGCUCUUGAAGCUCAGAUCCUUGAGACACAAGAGAAGUACAGAAAAGAACUGGAAGAACUGCAGGCUCGGAUUGAGGCCCUGCAGCUCGAGCUGAAAUCCACCAAGGAGAAAAUUGCGCUGCACCUGCGUGAGUACCAGGAGCUUCUGAAUAUCAAGAUGGCUCUGGAGAUUGAGAUCACAACUUACAGAAAAUUGAUCGAGGGCGAGGACCUGCGGCUUUCUGGCAUGAUGCAAACCUUAUCUCUCACUAGCUGUAGCAUGAGCGCCAUUGGUGCCGGGAUGAGCAUCAGUGGAGGAGGCAUGGGAGGGGCAGGUGGAAUGGGUGGUGGACUGAUAGGACGUGGUGGUGGUGGAGACAUUGGGGGCAGAGUAGGAAUGGGUGGGGGCAUGGAUGCAGGAGGCAUGGGAACAGGUCCAGGAAUUGCAGGUAUAAGUGGAAGAAUGGGUGCUGAGGGUACCAGUGGUAAAAAAGGUCCUGCUGGUACAUCAGCUGGGGCAGACUUUACUGGUAGUCAUGGAUUAGGAGCUGGGGGUGUAGGUGUAGGUACUGAAGCUAAUGGUGGGGUUGUGGGCAAAGGCAAUGGCAGCAGACCAAUGGGCACUGGAGGAACAAGUGGUUCUGGUGCUGGAGGUGUGGGAAACCUGGGAUUUGGUACUGGAGGCAAGAGUGACAGCAGCAUAGGUGGGACUGGAAUGGGUGGAGGUGGUAAAACUGGAGGUUCAGGUGGGAUGGGUGGAACCGGCACUGGGUUUGGUGGAGGAAAUGGUGGUGUAGUUGUAGGAAAGAGUGGUGGACUUGCUGGAGGAAUAAGUGAAGAGGGUAGUAUAGCCCGUGGAAUGGGUGGUGGAGUUGGAGGCAGUGGAGGAAGUGGGGCUGUGGGUAGUGACGAUGCUGCUCUGUCAGCUGCUAGUGGCAUGGGGAAGACAGGUGGAGGAAAGGGUGGCAUUAGUGGCACAGGGACUACAUAUGGCUCAGAUGGACAUGAUAAGAACAUCGAGGCCUAUGCAGAGCAGGCUGUGGAGCUGACGGAGAGGAGGACGGUGCUCAUUAGAACAGUCAAAAAUGAGGAUGAUGUGCUGGAAAUGGACCACCAAGAACAGACCUACACCAUCACCGGAGCGGCCGAUGAGUCGGACAACGAGUGAGCAACACGAAUUCCCAAGUGACCUCCUCUCACCCUUAAACCUCCACGCCCCUCUGAGCUUUGCACUGACCAAGCCCCAUGUCUGGACACUGACCUUUGCCCUUUUGCCCCAGACAAGAAGACCAUGACUGACCCUUUUGCUUCAAAUCAGGGGCUUUAACUAUGCCUCACUAGACAACUCAACAUAUUCUCUAAACUUUUGUGACCCCCCGACCCCUUUUUUUUUCUAAA